CGGAAUCUAAGAGGAAUGUGUUAAAUUUGGAAAUAACUACGAUGCGGAUUCGGAGUUGAAUUCCGUGGAGUAAACGACGGGAAAUCAAGAAAGCAGAGAUGAGCUGAACGAUGACCGGACUCUUCAUCACAACGUACACUGAACCGUAGAUAGGUUCCUCCCGCCUUCAAUUUUCAUUUUUCUUCAGCACUUUUCCUCGUGCUGCGUCGAGGCCAGGGAAACAGGGCAGCACCACACCGCAAACAUGCUGCUGUGGGUACAACACAUGAGUUUAGAAUAUUAUAUUGAAGAAGAAGACCGUAAGUAGGAAGGGAUCGGGGAAAGUUAAGCGGUGACGUCCAGUGCCUGCAAAGGUGGAGGACGAGCAGGGAACGAGUCUGAUGGCUCGGCGACUGGGUCGAAUUUCCAUCUGAGGUGGAAGCUACGAAGGUGCAGCUUUUACUAAGAUUUCGUUCGCCGGUGGUUUGAGCAAUUGAUCAUCUUGUUGAAAUUGACGACGUUGCGAGGUGGUGUUGGCUCGGCAAGGUAUGGGCCAAAGAUCCUGGUAGUUCUAGGACUUCGACAGGCCUUUCGAUUCGGCAUCAGGUGCGCAUCUGUUCUGUGGUUAUUCUAACUAUGCGAAUGUGUGUGUCAAUUUUAAACGACUGGCCCCGUUUGGAGUGCACACGCGAUUAGUAUUGGGGGAAGCAGAAUUCAGGCUAUUACUCUAGUCUGCAGAACGACCCACGUAUCGACUGUCCGAUGCGUGGGUUCUUCCUUUUGAGGUGGCGGAAGAAGAGGAUAAGCAGUCCGCAAUCGACGAAAAAGUGAAAUUGGUCCCUCAUGGUCGAGUGCCGCAACAGAGAUCUUGCGAGCAGACGAUUUGGCAAGCAUUAUUGUCUUCUCAUCGAUUUCAGGUACUCAGAAGUUUGUUCGAUGGACAUUGGAGGCAUCUUGAAUCGGACUAUCAUGCACGGCCGCUUCCUCGACGAAUCAUUUCUUUCCAAGCGUGCACUUUCUUUAUCUUUUUCUGGUUUAAUAAGUAGGGCGUUGAAAGUUCAUGUUGCAACCCUGGUAUGGAACCAAAGGAUAGUUGACUUGAAGUAUGUUUUUUGAUGAAAGCUCUGCUUCAGUACUGAAUGAUGUUUUCAGCACUCGCAGAGGUUUCCUUUACAUCUUUUGCAGUGAGGAAGAGCUAUCAGAAUAAAAUCAGAUAUAACAGUUUGUCUAGAACGAAGCUUGAAGAGACCUUCCUAAUUUUCGCCCAUUUGCAAGCAGCUCAUUGCCACGCGAGUCUUGUCAAGGUUUAGUAGAUUUGAUAUCUAUCCUUUCUAAUGUGAUAUAUCCUUGAAAACAAGGAAGUUGUUUGGAUUCACCGAAGAGCUUUGAAUGCUCACAUAUUGAUGGUUCCAAGAUAAUUCCUCAUAGUGCCCCACCACUUCCGUUUUGUUAUCCUGUUCUAUAGAGUAAAGAAUUUGUCCUGCUUAACCCAUAAAGCAAAGUUGUUUUGCAGUGUUUUCAUUCACAGUUUUUUGUAGCGUUUUAUCAUUCUGCGUUAUUUUAUAUUCAUACUUCGUAGAAACCAAGGUCUUACUCUUGUCUCAGGUGAAUUGUGCUUCUGUAGAAAAAAGUGAAAUAUUUGACAAGUUCAUUUUGUGUAUCACAAGGUCCGGGUCUUUGAAGGGAGUUUUGUUUUAUAUAGAUUGAUUAGAACUUGAGAUAUCUUAUUCUUCUCUUUGUGAGAAUGAAAAAGCUGUUGUUCAUUAUUC
Marchantia polymorpha subsp. ruderalis is the source of this 1748-nucleotide messenger RNA. NCBI's taxonomy places the organism in Eukaryota, Viridiplantae, Streptophyta, Marchantiopsida, Marchantiales, Marchantiaceae. The record is from the annotation of a GenBank genome assembly.